AAUUUUCAUUUAACUUAUAUCAGUACAUGUGUUUAGCAAAAUAUUUUAAACUAAAUAAAAUGUUUUUUGAGGUAUUAGGUAAAGUUAUAUUCACAUUACUAUCAGUUAAGUUUAGUUUUUCUUUUAUUCAAUUUGUAUAUAACAUAAUUUAUGAAUCGAAUGUAGAUUUUAAAUCUACAGGAAAAUGGGCAGUUAUAACAGGAUGUACAGAUGGAAUUGGUAAAGCAUACGCCGAACAAUUGGCCAAAAAAGGAAUAGACAUUGUAUUAAUUAGUAGGACAAAAUCAAAACUUGAGUGUACGGCUAAGAUGAUCCGUGAUAAUUACAAUGUUCAAACUAAGAUUAUAGUAGCAGAUUUCACGGAGGAUGAAUCUUCAUUAUAUCCACGAUUAUCCAAGGAACUUGAUGGAAUGGAUAUAGGAAUACUUAUAAACAAUGCAGGACAGUGUUAUUCUCAUCCUGAAUACUUUUUAAAUUUCAAAGAUGACGAUCCCACAUUUAAAAAUAUAAUCAGAUGUAAUAUUAUUUCUAUAGUAAAUAUGUGCCGUAUUGUCAUGCCUGCAAUGGUAAAAAAACGUCGCGGUAUCAUCAUGAACAUAGGAUCAUUAUCGUCGCCAUGCCCUAGCCCAUUAUUAACCGUUUAUGGUUCUUCUAAGACAUUUGUUCAAAAGUUUAGCGAAGAUCUUAAUACUGAAUACCAAAAUUAUGGAGUUCUAGUACAAUGUGUCAUGCCUGGAUUCGUUGUAACAAAAAUGAGUAAAAUAAAUAAACCUACUUGGUUGAUACCUACAGCUGAAAGAUAUGUAGAAUCUGCUUUAAAAACUACUAAAAUCGAAAAAUUAACAACUGGUUAUUUCCCACACACUUUGCUAAUAUAUUUUAUUAUUUUACUUAAAACUAUUUCACCUUCAUUGGCAUCAACAAUCAUACUGAAUAGUAUGCAAAAAUACCGUAACAAAGGAUUGAAUGAAACAAUGAAAAAUAAUUAAAAGAAUGUAUCUAUAAUAAUGAUGAAAACUAAGUUCAAUGGGUUUACAUAAUAUUAUAGAUUGUCACACUCCUCUAUAGAAUGUGUUAUAUGUGCUUAUUAAGUUGUUUUAACGAUAUUGAGAAUUACAUUUUAAUAUUAUUUAUUAUUUAUUUAAAUGUACAACUUUUAAUUAAUUUAUUAUAAGUACUGAUGAAUAAAUUUAUACUCGAGAAGUGUUUUAAAGCACUAAAAUUAUCUUCCUAUUUAAACAAUAUUUUUUCCUAUAAUAACAAAUUGUUUAAAAUAAAUUAUUUUUAAAAUAUUUUAAACUAAACAAUUCAAAAAGUCUAAUACUUGUAAAAUAUUAUAAAAAGUUAAUAUUUAUUUUAACUGGUCCUUAUACGAAACAAUUUUGUUAGCUCUACAAACAUUUUAUGUAUUACUUUAAAUAUAUUUUUUUCUUUUGGUGAAAAAAGAACCUUUUUCGUCAUCAACAUAACCUACCGAUAUAAACCACAUACAUCCCUAGCGAUAUUCCUGCAUUUUAAUAAAAAAAUAUCAUUGAGUAUAGAUAUUAUUGUUUUUAAAAUGAUGAGGUAAUGAGAAAAAAAUUCUUUUGUUUAUCAAAAUUACUAUUAAUUUUUUACUAAAAAAAUUUCAUAAGUUAGUAAAUUUUAGAAAUCUAUAAGUAAUAAGUAAAAAUUACACAAAAAUUUUGAAAAAUACCAACCAUCUGAAGUCUUUUACUUCAGGUUUUAUUGUUGUACUUUAAGAAUUGUGAUGUUUAAAUUUAAAAUUAAUAUUUUUUAGAAAGU
Messenger RNA from Daktulosphaira vitifoliae (grape phylloxera), 1785 nucleotides. Its product is annotated as very-long-chain 3-oxoacyl-CoA reductase-B-like. Gene Ontology annotation, cellular component: endoplasmic reticulum. Lineage: Eukaryota; Metazoa; Arthropoda; Insecta; Hemiptera; Phylloxeridae. Gene Ontology annotation, molecular function: oxidoreductase activity. Bases 27 to 989 code for a protein of 320 amino acids. The transcript has 6 exons. The record is from RefSeq and is a predicted model, not a curated record.